AUGUCUAAACACCGCAAUGCUGGUCUCACCCCAUUUCAAACAGUUCCAGUGUUUUCACAGAAAUGUCAGCGGUUUCGCUUCGAGCACCCUUUCACCUCCAUGAUUGCCGGAAUGACCGGGUCCGGAAAAACGGCCUGGGUUCGAUCGCUAUUGCAACAAGCUUCAGAGACCAUUUACCCUCCCCCGGAGAGUAUCGUUUGGUGUUAUUCGCAAUGGCAGCCUGCGUAUACACAAAUGUUAGUCGCCAUGCCAAACAUUGAAUUCGUCAAGGGAAUUCCUAAGGCUUUGGAGCAGGAUUCCUAUUUUGAUGUGAACAAACGAAAUUUGAUCGUGUUUGAUGAUCAGAUGAUUGACGCCAGUAAAGACAAGCGAAUUUUGAACCUCUUUACUCGUGGUUCUCAUCAUCGCAAUCUGAGCGUGAUUUAUAUCGUGCAGAAUCUAUUUCAUCAGGGGAAAGGUAGCCGCAGCAUAAGCCUAAACAGCCAUUAUCUGGUGUUAUUCAAGAAUCCACGAGACAAAUUGCAAAUCCUGACUCUGGCAAAGCAAAUGUAUCCCGGGCAGACUGAUUUCUUUUUUAAAUCAGUACGAAGAGGCUGUAAAAAGACCUUUUGGUUAUCUUCUGAUUGA
Porites evermanni is the source of this 627-nucleotide messenger RNA. NCBI's taxonomy places the organism in Eukaryota, Metazoa, Cnidaria, Anthozoa, Scleractinia, Poritidae. The record is from the annotation of a GenBank genome assembly.